GGCUGCCUUUGCCCUGACAAAGCCGCUCAAGAUGAACAUGGUGAAAAGGAUCAUGGGGCGGCCGCGGCAGGAGGAGUGCAGCCCCCAGGACAACGCGCUGGGCCUCAUGCACCUGCGGCGCCUCUUCUCAGAGCUGUGCCACCCGCCUCGCCACAUGACCCAGAAGGAGCAGGAGGAGAAGCUCUACAUGAUGCUUCCUGUAUUUAACAGGGUGUUUGGAAAUGCUCCACCCAGCAGCAUGAUGGAAAAGUUCUCCGACCUGCUGCAGUUCACCACCCAGGUGUCGCGGCUCAUGGUGACGGAGAUCCGACGACGGGCCUCCAACAAAUCCACAGAGGCAGCCAGUCGAGCCAUAGUCCAGUUCCUGGAGGUGAACCAGAGCGAGGAGGCGAGUCGUGGCUGGAUGCUGCUGACCACCAUCAACCUGCUGGCCUCUUCUGGACAGAAAACUGUGGACUGCAUGACGACCAUGUCCGUUCCCUCCACGCUGGUAAAAUGCCUCUACCUGUUCUUUGACCUGCCCCUCAUGGCCGAAGCGCCCGUGGCCCCCCCGGCCCCCCCGCCCCCACCCAACCAGGAGAAGGCUCUGGGCCAGGGCCACACCCAGCCGGAGCUGCCCCUGGGUGACCGCAGGGCUCUGCUGCAGAAAGUCUUUGUCCAGAUCCUGGUGAAGCUGUGCACCUUCGUGUCCCCUGCAGAGGAGCUGGCCCAGAAGGACGACCUUCAGCUGCUGUUCAGUGCCAUCACCUCCUGGUGCCCCCCCCACAACCUGCCCUGGAGGAGGAGCGCAGGGGAGGUGCUCACCACCAUCUCCAGGCACGGCCUCAGCGUCAACGUGGUCAAAUACAUCCACGAGAAGGAUUGUUUGUCCACAUGUGUUCAGAACAUGCAGCAGUCAGAUGACCUGUCCCCUCUGGAGAUCGUGGAGAUGUUUGCCGGCCUCUCCUGCUUCCUCAAAGACUCCAGCGACGUGUCGCAGACCCUGCUGGAUGAUUUCCGGAUGUGCCAGGGUUACGCUUUCCUCUGCGACCUCAUGCUCAGACUGGAGCUGGCCAAGGAGGAGGAGUCCAAAGACGCCCUGAAGGACCUGGUCAACCUGGUCACCUGCCUGUGCACGUACGGGGUGAUGGAGCUGAAACCUGCUGGGCUGACAACCGGAGCCCCCUUCCUGCUGCCGGGAUUUAUUCUCCCUCAGCCAGCUGGCAAAGGUCACACGGUGCGGAACAUCCAGGCCUUCGCCGUGCUGCAGAACGCCUUCCUGCGGACUAAAACCAGCCGGCUGGCCCGCAUGCUGCUGGACGCCAUCGGGAACAUCUACGCCGCCGAGCCGGCCAACUACUUCAUCCUGGAGUCGCAGCACACCCUGUCGCAGUUCGCCGAGCGCGUGGCCAAGCUGCCCGAAGCCCAGGCCAAGUACUUCGAGCUGCUGGAGUUCGUGGUGUUCGGCCUGAACUACGUGCCGUGCAAGGAGCUGUUCAGCGUCAGCGUGCUGCUGAAGGCCAGCACGUCGCUGCCCUGCAGCGUCACCGCCGUGAGGAUGCUGCUGAAGCUGACCCGGCACGACCCCGUGUUCAGCGACGUGCUGCGGGAGGUGGGCCUGCUGGAGGUGCUGGUCAACCUGCUGCACAAAUACGCCGCCAUGCUCAAAGACCCGGCCUCGCAGCAGCAGCAACCGCACAAUAACGACCAGGCCGACUGUAAAAACAACACAGUAGCAGAGGAGCAGAAACAGCUGGCCUGGCUGGUGAUGGAGACACUGACGGUGCUGCUGCAGGGCUCCAGCACCACCAACACUAACGCAGCUUUGUUCAGGGAGUUCGGCGGCGCACGCUGCGUUCACAACAUCGUGAAGUACCGUCAGUGUCGGGAACACGCCCUGCUCAUCAUCCAGCAGCUCGUCCUGUCGCCCAGCGGUGACGACGACAUGGGCACGCUGCUGGGCCUCAUGCACUCUGCACCGCCCAGCGAGCUGCAGCUGAAAACGGACAUUCUGAGGGCGCUGUUAGCCGUGCUGAAGGAGAGCCACCGCACUCGCACCGUGUUCCGGAAGGUGGGCGGCUUCGUGUACGUCACCUCCCUCCUGGUGGCCAUGGAGCGCUCGCUGUGCCAGCCCCCGCAGCACGGCUGGGAGCGGGUCAACCAGAACCAGGUCUUUGAGCUGCUGCACACGGUUUUCUGCACGCUGACGGCCGCCAUGCGCUACGAGCCGGCCAACUCGCACUUCUUCCGCACCGAGAUCCAGUAUGAGAAGCUGGCUGAUGCUGUGAGGCUGCUGGGUUGUUUCUCCGACACCAAGAAGCUGGGCCCCACAGCCAUGUUCCCCUCCAACGCUCAGCCUUUCCAGAGGCUGCUGGAGGACGAGGUUUCCUCCGGAGGCUGUGCAGGAGACAACGUCUGUCCCACACUCAGACACUGCAGCAAGCUCUUCAUCUACCUGUACAAGAUGGCCACCGACUCCUUCGACAGCUUCGGCUACUACAGCACGUCAGCCACUCCAGCUCCAAUCAAAGCCCUGACCGACCUGAAACACCAGCUGGUUAACCCCGCCCACCCCGCUUCCUUCUCGUCCUCCUCGGACAUGGUGGUCAUCCAUCCAGGGGCCGUCUUAGCCAUGUUGGACCUGCUGCCCUCCGUCUGCUCUGAGAGCCAGCCAGAGCACGCCCUGGACCUGCAGCUGGCGGUGGCCAACAUCCUGCAGCUGCUGGUGAACAGUGAGAGGAACCAGCAGGUGUUGUGUGAAGCCUGCCUUCACCAACGGCUGCUGCAGCGCUGCAGUCAGGCCCUGGGUGAUGAGGACCACCCGCUGCACCCCCCGCUGCAGAGGAUGUUCGAGAGGCUGGCCUCGCAGGCUCUGCAGCCGAUGGCACUCAGGGAAUUCUUACGUCUGGGAAACCCUCUGAACUGCGGCGCCUGGGACAAGAAGCUCCUGAAGCAGUACCGCGUCCACAAACCCAGCUCUCUGGGCUACGACGCAGAAAUGAGAAAUAGCAUGACCCUGUCCAUGGAGGGCUUCGGACCCGACAGCGUCUUCACCACGCCGGCGGAGGACAACGGCCAGUACCGCAUCAGCCGCAGCCUGGUGCGCUCCGCCGAGGACAGCACUGUGCCCCUGACCCGGGUCAAGUGCCUGGUGUCCAUGACCACGCCCCACGACAUCCGGCUGCAUGGGUCGGCCAUCACGCCGGCAUGCGUGGAGUUUGACACCUCGCUGGAGGGAUUCGGGUGUCUGUUCCUGCCCAGCCUGGCGCCCCACAACGCUCCGUCCAAUAACACCAACGCUUCCGGGGUCAGCGACGGGGCCGUGCUGAGCGGCAUGGGAUCAGGUGAGCGCUUGUUUCCUCCUCCGUCAGGUCUCAGCUACUCCACCUGGUUCUGCGUGGAGCGUUUCAGCUCGGCUGCUCAGGCCCACCCGGUGCGGCUGCUGACCGUGGUCCGGCGGGCCACCUCCUCGGAGCAGCACUAUGUGUGCCUGGCCGUGGUGCUGUCGGCUAAAGACCGCUCGCUGACCAUCUCCACCAAGGAGGAGCUGCUGCAGACGUACUCAGCCGACGAGUCGGGCGAAGAAGCCUCCUUCUAUGAGCUGCUGCCCUGCUGCGCUCGUUUCCGCUGCGGCGAGCUGAUCGCUGAGGGCCAGUGGCACCACCUGGUGCUGGUCAUGAGCAAGGGCAUGCUGAAGAACAGCAUGGCUGCGCUCUACAUCGACGGACAGCUCCUCAACACCGUCAAGCUCCACUACAUCCACAGCACUCCGGGGGGCUCCGGCUCCACCAACCCCCCCGUGGUGAGCACCGUGUACGGGUACGUGGGGACGCCGCCCGCCCAGCGCCAGCUCUCCAGCCUGGUGUGGCGUCUGGGCCCCAGCCACUUCCUGGAGGAGGUCCUACCCGCCCCCAGCGUGGCCGCCAUCUUUGAACUGGGACCCAACUACGUGGGCAGCUUUCAGGCCGUCUACCUGCCUUGUAAAGAUGCAAAGACAGAAGUUGCUCCGGCUUCUCCGGUGGCGUUGGUACCGGAGGAGAAAGUGUCUUUCAGCCUCUACGCGCUGUCCGUCUCCACGCUCACCGUCGCCAAAAUCAGGAAAGUCUACAACAAACUGGACAGCAAAGCUAUCGCCAAACAGCUCGCCGUGUCGUCUCAUGAAAACGCCACUCCAGUCAAGCUGAUCCACAAUGCUGCGGGUCACCUGAACGGGCCGGCCCGGACCGUCGGCGCCGCUGUCAUUGGAUAUUUAGGCGUUCGCACGUUCGUGCCCAAACCUGUCGCCACCAACCUGCAGUACGUCGGCGGGGCGGCGGCCAUCUUGGGACUGGUGGCCAUGGCGUCGGACGUGGAGGGGCUGUACGCCGCCGUCAAAGCUUUAGUGUGUGUGGUGAAAAGCAACCCUCUGGCCAGUAAGGAGAUGGAACGCAUCAAAGGCUACCAGCUGCUAGCUAUGCUGCUAAAGAAGAAGCGCUCGCUGCUCAACAGUCACAUCCUCCACCUCACCUUCUCUCUGGUGGGGACGGUCGACAGCGGCCACGAGACCUCCAUCAUUCCCAACUCCACGGCCUUCCAGGACCUGCUGUGUGACUUCGAGGUUUGGCUUCAUGCUCCCUACGAGCUCCAUCUGUCUCUCUUUGAACACUUUAAUGAACUUCUGACAGAAUCCAGUGAGGCGGCCAAAAACGCCAAACUGCUGCGGGAGUUCCAGCUGAUCCCCAAGCUGCUGCUGACGCUGAGGGACACCUCGCUGUCGCAGCCCACCGUCGCCGCCAUCAGCAACGUGCUGAGUCUGCUGCUGCAGGGCUUCCCCAGCCCCUACGACCUGCUGCGCUUCGGUCAGUUCAUCUCCUCCACUCUUCCUACGUUUGCUGUCUGUGAGAAGUUUGUGGUCAUGGAGAUCAACAACGAGGAGAAGAUUGAUGGAGGUAACGAUGAGGAUUUUGGUGGCCUCCUGUCAGCCAGCCUGAUUUUACUGAGGAACCGUUUGCUGGACAACCUGCUGCGGCUACUCUUCAUCACCAAAGAGAAAUGUGCCGUUAACGUUCAGGCGUGCGAGGAGCUCGUACGAACACUGGGCUUUGAUUGGCUGCUGAUGUUCAUGGAGGAACACCUCCACUCCAGCACAGUGACGGUGGCUCUCCGGAUCCUGGUGGUUCUGUUGUCCAACCAGUCCAUCCUGAACCGCUUCAGGGAGGGGCUGUGUGGAGGGGGCUGGCUGGACCACACCGACUCCGUCCUGACCAAUAAGAUCGGCACGGUGCUGGGGUUCAACGUGGGCCGCAGCGCUGGUGGGCGCUCCACGGUGCGAGAGAUCAACAGGGACGCCUGCCACUUCCCAGGAUUCCCUGUUCUGCAGACUCUGCUGCCCAAACACACCAACGUACCCGAGCUUUACUUCCUGCUCAUGGCACUUUUCCUGCAGCAGCCCGUCACCGAGCUACCAGACAGCCUGCAGGUACAUUUUGACCUGGACUCCAUCUGGACCUUCAUCUUCGGGAUGCCAGCCUCCAGUGGGACGGUGGUGGGCUCCAUCCACAGCGUGUGCACCGAGGCGGCCUUCCUGCUGCUGGCCAUGCUGCGCAGCAUGCUCAAUCUGCCGUGGCAGUCAGAGGAGGAGGGCUCCUGGCUCAGGGAGUACCCGGUCACCCUCAUGCAGUUCUUCAGGUACCUGUACCACAACGUGCCCGACCUGGGGCCCAUGUGGCACAGCCCGGAGUUCCUCUGCGCUCUGGCAGCCUCCGUCUUCCCCUUCAACAUCAGGCCGUACUCAGAGAUGGUGAGCGAUCUGGACGACGAAGCGGGUUCUCCCACUGAGGAGUUCAAGGCGUUCGCUGGAGAUUCCGGAAUGAACCGGAGCCAGUCUGAGUACUGCAACGUGGGCUCCAAGACGUCGCUGACCAACCACCCGGCCAAGAAGUACGUCUUCGACUUCAUGAGGGUCCUGAUCAUGGACAACAUGUGCAUGACUCCGGCCAGCAAGCAGACGCCCAUCGUCGACAUGCUGCUGGAGGCCUCUCCGGAGCGCUCCACCAGGACUCAGCAGAAGGAGUUUCAGUCCAGCAUCCUGGACAGCGUCAUGGAGCACCUUCUGGCUGCCGACGUCCUUCUAGGUGAAGACGCCUCUCUCCCUCUCAGCACCGGCGGCAGCUACCAGAUCCUGGUCAACAACGUCUUCUACUUCAGCCAGCGGCUGGUGGACAAGCUGUGGCAGGGCAUGUUCAACAAGGACUCCAAGCUGGUGGUGGACUUCAUCGUGCAGCUGAUCGGACAGUCCAAGAGGCGUUCGCAGGGCCUCUCCCUGGACACCGUCUACCACUGCCUGAACCGGACCGUGCUCUACCAGCUCUGCAGACCCCACAAGACCGUCGCUCAGCAGGUGGCUCUGCUGGACGCCCUGCGGGUCCUGACCGUCAACCGCAACCUGGUGCUCGGCCCGGGCAACCACGACCAGGACUUUGUGGCCUGCUUGGCCCACUGCUUCAUCUGUCUGCACAGCGGGAGCAGUGUGGAGGGGUUUGGGCUGGAGGCGGAGGCCAGGAUGACCACCUGGCACGUGAUGAUGUCCACAGAGAACGAAAACGAGUCCACGCACAGUCACGACGUUAGCGAAGGACGUCAGCUGCUGCUGAAGGCCGUGAACCGUGUCUGGACAGAACUGAUGCACAGCAAGCGUCAGAUGCUGGAGGACAUCUUCAAAGUGUCUCUGCCCUGCAACGACAGAGGACACGUGGACAUCGUCACAGCUCGUCCCGCUCUGGAGGAGCCCGCCCUGAAGAGCUGGCAGAACCAUCUGGCUCAUGAGAAAAAGUGCAUCAGUCGUGGUGAAGCUGCAGCACCGGCCGCCCAGUCCAAACUGUCCCGGGUCAGCAGCGGCUUCGGCCUCUCCAAGCUGACCGGCGUCCGUCGCAACAAGAAGGAGAACAACCUGAACAAGAACAGUCCCACAGCACAGGAAACCUUCCAGUGGAUGUUCACUCACAUCGCAGUGGUCAGAGACCUGCUGGCCAUGCAGUACAAAGAAUACCAGGAGCGGCAGCAGAACGUGCUGAAGUACGUGACGGAGGAGUGGGCAGCCAUCGAGUACGAGCUGCUGCGGGAGCGUGGCCUCUGGGGUCCACCCAUUGGCUCCCACCUGGACAAGUUCACUCUGGAGAUGACGGAGGGGCCCUGCCGCAUGAGGAAGAAGAUGGUCCGCAACGACAUGUUCUACAUCCACUACCCCUACAUCCCCGAGACCGAGACCAACACCAACUCAGCUCAGCCCUCCUCCUCCCCUCUGGUGUCUCUAGUCCCCUCAGCUCAUGUUUGGGUCCUUGACCCUCACCAGAAGCCUCUGCGUUACCGCCGAGCCAUCAGCUACGACAGCAAGGAGUACUACAUGCGUCUGCUGUCGGGGAACCCGGGCAUGUACCAGCACUCAGUGGAGCACAACACGGAGGGAGAGACCACGCAACACGAGCCGGAACAGGGAGAGGACACCAUCGCCAGGGUCAAAGGUCUGGUGAAAGCUCCUCUGAAGAGGUCACGCUCCACGGUGGACGGAGCAGACGAAGACAGUCAGGAGCAGCUUCAGGAGCAGCUGCUGGAGUCAGGAGGCCCCGAGGAGGAGCAGAAAACCGACAACACCUCUCUUCUGCGCCUCCUGGAGGAGGGGGAGAAGAUUCAGCACAUGUACCGCUGUGCACGAGUUCAGGGUCUGGACACCAGCGAGGGUCUCCUGCUGUUCGGGAAGGAGCACUUCUACGUCAUCGACGGCUACACCAUGACCGUGUCCAGAGAGAUCCGAGACAUCGACACGCUGCCGCCCAAUUUGCAUGAAGCCAUCAUCCCCAGAGGAGCGCGACAGGGCCAGAGCCAGCUGAAGAGGACCUGCAGCAUCUUCGCCUACGAAGACAUUAAGGAGGUUCAUAAGAGGCGCUACCUGCUGCAGCCGAUGGCGGUGGAGGUUUUCUCUGCUGAUGGAAGGAACUACCUGUUAGCCUUUCAGAAGGGAGUUCGCAAUAAAGUUUACCAAAGGUUCUUGGCGGUGGUUCCCUCGCUGGCCGACAGCUCCGAGUCAGUUUCAGGUCAGAGGCCCAACACCAGCGUGGAGCAAGGAUCGGGUCUUCUCAGCACUCUUGUUGGUGAGAGGUCUGUGACUCAGAGGUGGGAGAGAGGAGAGAUCAGUAACUUCCAGUACCUGAUGCACCUGAACACGCUGGCCGGACGCUCCUACAACGACCUGAUGCAGUACCCCGUCUUCCCCUGGAUCCUGGCCGACUACGACUCGGAGGAGCUGGACCUGAACAACCCCAAGACAUUCCGGAACCUCACCAAGCCGAUGGGCGCCCAGACGGACGACCGGCUCACCCAGUACAAGAAGAGGUACAAGGACUGGGAAGACCCCAACGGUGAAACCCCUGCGUACCACUAUGGCACCCACUACUCCUCCGCCAUGAUCGUCGCCUCGUAUUUGGUCCGAAUGGAGCCGUUCACACAGAUUUUCCUCCGACUUCAGGGAGGUCAUUUCGACCUGGCCGACAGGAUGUUCCACAGCGUGCGUGAAGCGUGGCUCUCUGCCUCCAAACACAACAUGGCCGACGUCAAAGAGCUGAUCCCCGAGUUCUUCUACCUGCCCGAGUUCCUGCUGAACUCCAACAACUUCGACCUGGGCGCCAAGCAGAACGGCACCAAGCUGGGCGACGUCAUCCUGCCCCCCUGGGCCAAGGGCGACCCCCGAGAGUUCAUCCGAGUCCACCGAGACGCGCUGGAGUGCGACUACGUGUCGGCCCACCUCCACGAGUGGAUCGACCUGAUCUUCGGCUACAAGCAGCAGGGCCCCCCGGCCGUGGAGGCGGUGAAUGUCUUCCACCACCUGUUCUACGAGGGCCAGGUGGACAUCUACAACAUCAACGACCCGCUCAAAGAGACCGCCACCAUCGGCUUCAUCAACAACUUCGGUCAAAUCCCCAAACAGCUGUUUAAGAAGCCACACCCACCUAAACGUGUACGCAGCAAAACCAACGGAGACCUGGCGAGCGUUCCUCCGAGCUCCAACAGCGCCAAGAUCUUCUUCCAUCAUCUGGACAAUCUCAGACCUUCUCUAGCACCUGUUAAAGAGCUGAAGGAGCCAGUGGGGCAGAUUGUGUUCACUGAAAAGGGCAUCCUCGCCGUGGAGCAGAACAAAGUCCUGGUUCCGCCCAGCUGGAGCAAAACAUUCGCCUGGGGCUACGCCGACCUCAGCUGUCGUUUGGCCAACUAUGAAUCUGACAAGGCGCUGGUGGUGUACGAGUGUCUGUCGGAGUGGGGUCAGAUCCUCUGUGCCAUAUGUCCAAACCCAAAGCUCGUCAUCACGGGCGGCACCAGCACCGCCAUCUGUGUGUGGGAGACGGGCACGUCCAAGGAGAGAGCCAAGUCUCUGACGCUCAAACAGGCGUUGCUGGGCCACACAGAUGCAGUGAUGUGUAUGACGGCGUCGUCGGCGUACCGUAUCGUCGUCAGCGGCUCCCGGGAUCGGACGUGCAUCAUCUGGGACCUGAACAAGCUUUCCUUCGUCACGCAACUGAGGGGCCACCGGGCCCCCGUGUCUGCUCUGUGCAUCAACGAGCUGACGGGCGACAUCGUGUCCUGCGCAGGCACCUACAUUCACGUGUGGAGCAUCAACGGCAGCCCCAUCGCCAGCGCCAACACCUUCACGGGCCGCAGCCAGCAGAUCCUGUGCUGCUGCGUGUCCGAGAUGAACGAGUGGGACACGCAGAACGUUAUCGUCACCGGACACUCCGACGGCGUCGUCAGGUUUUGGAGAAUGGAGUUCCUACAAGUCCCAGAAACCCCUGCUCCAGAACCAGUGGAGCCCGAUGUGCCUGACUGCUGCGGGGAUGAAAAGAUCGAGGGCGGUGAGAGUAACAACGGGGAGGAGGACAGCAGCGAGUCCGACGGAGACGAGCCCAGUCUGACUCAGGAACCCAGAACGCCACGCAACCCGUCGACGGGCGGCGGCAGCCAGCCGGGCAGCGGCGUCCACAGACCCAGAGGUCCCUCAGGUCCAUCGUCCCGGGCCGGAGCGUCCUGGUCCAUGGACAGCGGCUCUGACGACUCUCACCGCUGGUCGGACACCCUGAGCAUCGACGAGAAGGAUGGCUUUGUGUUCGUCAACUACUCCGAGGGACAAACUAAAGGUGCGCCCCCUCAUCCGGGCCAGAGCGCCGUCCACCCGCCUCUCCACCCCCCCGCUGCAGAACCACGCACCUAUAACCAGCUGAAAGCAGGAUACAGGUGGGAACGACAGCUGGUGUUCCGCAGCAAACUCACCAUGCACACUGCGUUUGACCGCAAGGACAACGCCCACCCUGCUGAGAUCACCUCCCUCGCCAUCUCCAAAGACCACAGUAAGAUCCUGGUGGGCGACGGGCGCGGCCGAGUCUUCAGCUGGUCUGUGAGCGACCAGCCGGGACGCUCGGCGGCGGACCACUGGGUGAAGGACGAGGGGGUGGACAGCUGCUCCGGCUGCGCCGUGCGCUUCUCCCUGACGGAGCGACGCCACCACUGCAGGAACUGCGGGCAGCUCUUCUGUCAGAGGUGUAGUCGCUUCCAGUCGGAGAUCAAACGGCUGAAGAUCUCGUCUCCGGUCCGGGUCUGUCAGAACUGUUACUACAACCUUCAGCAUGAGCGAAGCGUCGACGACGGCUGCAGGAACUGAGCUCCACCUCCAGGAACUGAGCUCCGCCUCCAGGAACUGAGCUCCGCCUCCAGGACCUGAGCUCCGCCCCCAGGAACUGAGCUCUGCCUCCAGGACCUGAGCUCCGCCCCCAGGAACUGAGCUCUGCCUCCAGGACCUGAGCUCCGCCCCCAGGAACUGAGCUCCGCCUCCAGGACCUGAGCUCCGCCUCCACUCGGAGCCUCGAGGAGCGUUUCAUUCGUCCCAACUCCUCCUCCUCCUCCUCAUCUUCGUGUAGAUAAACCAGAGUGACGUGAGACGAACUGAUCAGAAACUGGAGAAAAAAAAGAAUCACUUUAGCUUGAAGGAACAGACUCCUCCUCCUCUUCCUCCUCUUCCUCCUCCUCCUAAAAACACACUUGUUUAUAGUGUAAAUAGCUUCUCAGCCUUUUUAACUCUGCAACAGAACAAAGUUAAGGUCAGUAAGAAGAAACCUUCCUUGUAAUUUAGCGUUGUGACUAACCACUGUUGGCUUUAAAAAAACAAAACGUGUCACGGUUCAGAGGAGAGGAUAUGAAUGUCAAAAAUUAAUGUUUGUGGCUCAAGUUAUGCAAAACUCACCUUUUUUUUCUUUUUAAUCAUUUCCAGAGGAUGUUGUUGUUUACAGAAACGUGUUAUUUUGUCUCCAUCAGAGGUCGAGCGUUUGUUUUGCCAAAUCGUUUUGAUAUUUCCCGUCUCUCCUGUAGAUAUUUGUUGCUGCUGCUCACUGAAGACGUAUCAUUUUAGGUGUUUUUAAACAUUUAAACGGCCUCUUCGUCACGCCACACACUCCUCAUCCUCACUUCCUCUAGUUGAAGCCAGUCAGAGACAUUAUUAAUAAAAAUAAAUGAAAUAAAACCAUGAAUCCUGAACAUGACGUUCUGGAAUGCAGGUAUGCACUCAGUGUAAACAACACAUCUGAGCGUAAAUCUGCACCAAAACAUCGAUUUAAAUCUCAAACUCUAAUCUUUUUUACUUUCUCUCUGUCCUGAAGUCACUUUUUGUGUUUUUUAGUCACCAGCUUGACAUUCAGGUGCUGCUUUAUUCUUAUUUUCUUACCCAUAAAUGUUGUUUAUUAUUAUUUUUCUCCCCCACUACAGACCCCCCUGCUGUGUAACGGUGAUAAUUUGCACUCCGGUUGUUUUUUCAUCUCAUCACUCUAGAUUUUCAGUACUGUAACUGCUGAAGAGUCGGCUUUUAUCAAUCAAAGAGUUUCUUUGCACCUUGUACAAAAACAAAACAAAAAAAUGAAAAAGAGGAAUCAUGAGGUUUUUUUAUUAUUAAAUGCAGAUUUAUGUUGGUGCAUUUCACUGCGGAUAAAUGAACUGUACAAAGUAUUUAUGCAAUUAUAACUGGUUUUAGAUUUUUUUUUAUGAUUAUCGCGAUCUCAGCAAGUUUUGUUACUUGUUGCAUGUUUAUUAACAUAGCUGACUUUCUGUGUCAGUGUAUUGUAAAUGUUAGGAUGUUGGUUUUUUGUUGUUGUUUUUUUGUUCGUUUUUUUUCCUUUUUUCUUCGAUGAGCGACCGACUGAUGAGGUUUGUGUACAGAGCCGCGGAUCACCGUCUCAACUUCAAGUGGACUUUUGUACUCUUUCUGGACAAAACACGGACCAAUGAAGAGACAAACAAGAGGAUUGUUUUAAUUUUUUGGUGGUCCUGCAUUAAGGCUGCAUUACUACAGUAUCUGGUGUGCAAUCUGUGAUUAGCUGAAUGUUCCUUGUAUAAUUGUGUUCACUACAUCCUGCAAGAGAAAAUUAAAAAAACGUAGAGUAAAUUUCCUGUUACAGAAACAAAAGAAAUAACAAUAAUGCAAUAGAUCUGGUACUUAUUCUUUUAAUUUCAUUUCAAUAAAUAAUGGCUGUUUACCACCAAA
Molecule: messenger RNA, 12529 nt
Organism: Austrofundulus limnaeus
Lineage: Eukaryota; Metazoa; Chordata; Actinopteri; Cyprinodontiformes; Rivulidae
Gene: wdfy3
Product: WD repeat and FYVE domain containing 3
Biological process (GO): aggrephagy
Molecular function (GO): protein binding; metal ion binding
Source: RefSeq, a predicted model, not a curated record